This is a messenger RNA of Labrus bergylta (ballan wrasse), 1592 nucleotides long. RefSeq names its product elongation factor 1-alpha. The record is from RefSeq and is a predicted model, not a curated record. Gene Ontology annotation, biological process: translation; translational elongation. Gene Ontology annotation, molecular function: translation elongation factor activity; GTPase activity; GTP binding. Lineage: Eukaryota; Metazoa; Chordata; Actinopteri; Labriformes; Labridae.
UAAAUCAAAAUGGGAAAGGAAAAGAUCCACAUCAACAUCGUGGUCAUUGGCCACGUCGACUCCGGCAAGUCCACCACCACCGGACAUUUGAUCUACAAAUGUGGAGGAAUCGACAAGAGAACCAUCGAGAAGUUCGAGAAGGAAGCCGCCGAGAUGGGCAAGAGUUCCUUCAAGUACGCCUGGGUGCUGGACAAACUGAAAGCCGAGCGUGAGCGUGGUAUCACCAUCGACAUCGCUCUGUGGAAGUUUGAGACGGAAAAAUUCUACGUGACCAUCAUUGAUGCCCCUGGACACAGGGACUUCAUCAAGAACAUGAUCACCGGUACCUCUCAGGCUGACUGCGCUGUGCUGAUCGUUGCUGCCGGUGUCGGUGAGUUUGAGGCCGGUAUCUCCAAAAAUGGUCAGACCCGUGAGCACGCCCUGCUGGCCUUCACCCUCGGUGUGAAGCAGCUCAUCAUUGGAGUCAACAAGAUGGACUCCACAGAGCCCCCUUACUGUGAGAGCCGUUUCGAGGAAAUCACUAAGGAAUUGAGCACCUACAUCAAGAAGGUCGGCUACAACCCGAAAGCUGUUGCCUUUGUCCCCAUCUCUGGAUGGCACGGAGACAACAUGCUGGAGCCCAGUGCGAAGAUGCCCUGGUUCAAGGGAUGGAGCAUUGAGCGUAAAGAAGGUGAUGCCACCGGAAAAACUUUGUUCAACGCUCUUGAUUCCAUCUUGACCCCAAAACGCCCAACCGACAAGCCCCUGCGUCUGCCACUGCAGGAUGUCUACAAAAUUGGAGGUAUUGGAACUGUACCCGUCGGUCGUGUUGAGACUGGUAUCCUAAAGCCUGGUACCAUCGUCACCUUCGCUCCCUGUAACCUUACCACUGAGGUGAAGUCUGUGGAGAUGCACCACGAGGCUCUGAUCGAGGCUCUGCCCGGCGACAACGUAGGCUUCAACGUGAAGAACGUGUCCAUCAAGGAUAUUCGCAGAGGAAACGUUGCCGGUGACUCCAAGAACAACCCACCAAAGGGAACCAAGGACUUCAUUGCCCAGGUCAUCGUCCUGAACCACCCUGGAGAGAUCCAUGCAGGUUACGCCCCUGUGCUUGAUUGCCACACCGCUCACAUUGCCUGCAAGUUUCAUGAGCUCAUCGAGAAGGUGGACCGUCGUUCUGGCAAGAAGAUUGAGGACAACCCAAAGCAUAUUAAAUCUGGAGACGCUGCCAUGGUCAAUAUGGUCCCUUCCAAACCCUUGUGUGUCGAGGCCUUCGCCGAUUAUCCUCCACUGGGGCGUUUUGCUGUGCGCGACAUGAGACAGACCGUGGCUGUGGGUGUCAUUAAGUCAGUCUGUAAGAGUGAUACCGCUGGAAAAGUCACCAAGGCGGCAGUAAAGGCCAAUAAAAAAUGACUUCGUGUUCAGAAGAUGGAAAAAGAAGUCACAUGUCUGCAGCCGUCCCCUCUCCACCUCAACACUGUCUUCUUUUCGAUGCUGAUUAAAGUCCAUCGCAAAAGUUUCCGCAGGAAAAGAAGGCUUGUUUCUCUUGGGAGAUAACUAUUUUAAUAACUAGGUUGGAGGCAAAAUAAUAAAAAUGUAAACCUGCAAAAUGA